Messenger RNA from Paraphaeosphaeria sporulosa, 2128 nucleotides. RefSeq lists its product as uncharacterized. Gene Ontology annotation, cellular component: trans-Golgi network. The record is from RefSeq and is a predicted model, not a curated record. Gene Ontology annotation, biological process: Golgi to plasma membrane protein transport. Bases 281 to 1849 code for a protein of 522 amino acids. Lineage: Eukaryota; Fungi; Ascomycota; Dothideomycetes; Pleosporales; Didymosphaeriaceae. The transcript has a single exon.
CGGCCCAAGACCGUCUCGCAACGAAGCGCCGCAGCUACAAGUCGACCAAGCGCCAGAGUCACCGGGCGCUGAAGCUCCCGAACCUCAACCGCUGAAGCUCCCGAACCUCGACCGCUAAAGCUCUAGGAGCCCAGAAGCUCCACAGACCGAAACGAUCGUAACCGCUUUACGCCGCUCACACGAAGAUAUCCUCGGCCACGAGACGAUCAGACCUGGCAAGCUCGGACUCAUUGCCGUGCAGGGACAGACCUUAGAAGCUUAGUGGACCGCUGCCUCCACUAUGGAGGACGGCGCGAUGCAACUGGUGCCCGGGCGGAGCAUCGGCUUCAUGACAAUCGGCUCUUCUUUGCACGAGAUAUUGACCACAAUAAAGGCAGAGGUCCGGGCGUUUCCGCGCUUUCAUUUGUACCACGAUGACUUGCGGCCCAUCGCAUCGCCCGUUCACGUCGUUCUCCCGGAUAACGGCCUACGACUGCAGUUCGAUGGCCCAGACCAGCGAUUGCGGCUGAUUGAAGUGCUCGACUUCACGAAAGCGAGACUCGUAUACAAGGACGUAGAAGUCUUCAAGCCUACCGAAGGUCAUGGUGGCAUACCCGCGGGAGCCUCAGGGCCCAGAUUUAGGCAUAUAUAUGAUAAGCUGCUGGGACCAACGUAUGGAGGCGAGUACCACCCUCCAAGUAAUGACGACCCCAAUGCGAACGGCAUCUACAACCUCUCGUACCCAGGUGUAGCCUUCAACUUCCCUGUCCAGCAUUCUGCGUAUUCUCCGAAGAAGGACUUCAUAUCACUGCUAUCGUCUUCGGCAACUGGGCCUGCAAAGUCCAUGGCCAUCUUCAGUGGCGAGUCAUGGCAGAAAGCGCGAGGCUCUCUUUUUACAGCUCCUGCACCCAAUCCGAGAACUGUCGCAUUGUCAGGAAAGGGCAAAGAGGGUAGCCCGGACGAGAUCGAGCAGGUAAGAGUGCACGGAGAAGGGCGUAUAGAGCUUGUGCGGCGAUCAAGUCCUGCAUUCUGGAUUGUUUUAAGCGAAACUACCCCACAGGAUCUGAUCAUGGAACUGGGAGCGCCGGAUUCGAUCUACAGGAAGAACGACCACCGACUGUUGAUACACAAAGACCGCAGGAUGAGCGAUGUAUCCGAGACUUCUGGUGCAAGAUUGACGCCCGAUGAAUUGCUGGGUUCGGAUCAUGGAUCGGCAAUUGACACUGAUGAUGAUGAUGAUGACUGGGAAGGUGACGAUGAAGCGGCACUUGAGGCUCAGGAACGCGAAGUGGCCGCAGCUGAGCACUUCUACAACUACUACCAUCAUGGAUUCGACAUUCUCAUCUCACAACCGACCCAAAUAUCUCCGCCCUUGCAAGCGUCCGGCAGCCUGGCGUCUCAGGGCGAACUAAGUGUUCAACCACUUAACCAUCUCACAGCCACCAAGGUUAUAUUCCAUGGCAACGUACCCGGAUCGUACCAAUUCAACCGCCACCGGCGUUCACGAUGGACCCUUGACCAUGUCCCGUCCGAGCUUCGAAGAGAGCCGUUGAAUUCUGAGAUGACGUUUGCCGACAUUUCGAGAGAACUCAAGCAGGUCUAUCGAGACUCUUAUGCAACAGAGGAGGUUGAACGCUUGCAGCAGCGUGGUAUGGCUCUGAAUAGGGGUUGGGGCGAUAGUCCGGGCAGCAGCGUCGAACUUCUGGGUGGAUGGGAAGAUAGUUCCAACAAGAAGGGCAAGUUUGCGAACGCAGGUUCCGACAUGCUGGAAGGUGCUGGUGACGUUGGAAACGUGGAGCUCUUCGGAUUUCCUGGCUUAGUAUUCGAGGUCUUGAAGAAUGGAGCUGUGAGUUCUCUCACUGUCUAUUGAGGACCGGAGCUCUUCUUGUCGGGUCAGAUCAGAUCACUGUUUGGCUGAAUUGCGCUUUGUACUAGAGUUUCCGUUUGGCGUUGCCUCAUACUGCGGCGUAUCAGAAACCUCGAUGAGUUAACACAUGAACGUGUAACUGAACGACUCAUACCACCAAUAAAAUACCACAUGUAUUUAUUCCCAAGCUUUUACCGCUGAUGUUCGUCGCAUAUAUUGAACCCAUACCAACGAGACGGCAGUCGGGGUUGGUGGUCGCUGUCCAGGUUCAGCCGAAGAAUC